Messenger RNA from Lagenorhynchus albirostris (white-beaked dolphin), 735 nucleotides. Its product is annotated as histone H2A type 2-B. Bases 25 to 417 code for a protein of 130 amino acids. The transcript has a single exon. NCBI's taxonomy places the organism in Eukaryota, Metazoa, Chordata, Mammalia, Artiodactyla, Delphinidae. Gene Ontology annotation, cellular component: nucleosome. Gene Ontology annotation, molecular function: structural constituent of chromatin; DNA binding; protein heterodimerization activity. The record is from RefSeq and is a predicted model, not a curated record.
GCUGUAACUGCAUUUUUAGCCGUAAUGUCAGGACGCGGAAAGCAGGGAGGCAAAGCUCGGGCCAAGGCCAAGUCGCGCUCGUCCCGCGCAGGCCUUCAGUUCCCCGUGGGGCGAGUGCACCGCCUGCUGCGCAAAGGCAACUACGCCGAGCGAGUGGGGGCUGGCGCGCCGGUGUACCUGGCGGCUGUGCUGGAGUACCUGACAGCGGAAAUCCUGGAGCUGGCCGGCAACGCGGCCCGAGACAAUAAGAAGACGCGCAUCAUCCCUCGCCAUUUGCAACUAGCCGUGAGAAAUGAUGAGGAGCUCAACAAGUUACUCGGGGGUGUCACAAUUGCCCAGGGCGGCGUCUUGCCCAAUAUCCAGGCAGUCUUGUUGCCCAAGAAAACGGAGAGUCACAAGCCUGGCAAGAAUAAGUAAUUAGGAGGCUUGACACCAACCCCACUCACCCCAAAGGCUCUUUUAAGAGCCACUAAAGUGUCAAAUGAAGGGCUGAUCACGAAACAGCGCAUUAGCUCUUUUUUUGAAAACUUGGGUGGCUCUAAAAAGAGCCUUUGGUCUUUGGUUCACUUUGUCUGGAUUUAUUUGCUUUUGGCUUUGUGGCUUUCAGUUUUCUUUGGUAAUAGAACGGCCUGGAUGUUGGGCAAAACGCCACCCUGGGCUAUGGUGACUUUGCCCAAUAGCUUGUUCAGUUCCUCGUCGUUGCGGAUGGCCAGCUGCAGGUGACGAGGGAUGAUG